Messenger RNA from Monomorium pharaonis (pharaoh ant), 4540 nucleotides. RefSeq lists its product as uncharacterized. Gene Ontology annotation, biological process: regulation of cilium assembly. NCBI's taxonomy places the organism in Eukaryota, Metazoa, Arthropoda, Insecta, Hymenoptera, Formicidae. Bases 778 to 4329 code for a protein of 1183 amino acids. The record is from RefSeq and is a predicted model, not a curated record. The transcript is spliced from 19 exons. Gene Ontology annotation, cellular component: centrosome.
GUAACUUACAUGUAAGUUACGUGUAAUUUCAGAGUAACGUAACCUGUUAUAUUCGGUUAUAUUGCUGUUACACUGCUGCUAUAUUACUGUGUUCACUGGGUAGUGCGAUUCUGUAAUUUGUUAAGAGGUGUCGGUAACUGUCGUUGUGCAGCUUUUUACCAUAUAAAAUAUCUGCGCAAAAACUAUAACGAUACCGAUAUCUCUUAACAAGUUACAGAAUCGCACUACUGGUGCGAUAAAUUAGAACGAGUAAAAAUAUAUGUCUUACUCUAAUACAGCGGAAAAGAACAUCAGGCCAAACGCAACUGUUGUAAAAUUAUUUUAUAUAUAUGAUUGAUCUGUACAUUUAGAACCGACAGAAACUAAGGAUAAGAUUCAAUCAUGUUGAAGAAUUUUACAACAGUUGCAAAAUUGCGUUUUUUGCUGAAAACGCAACCAAUAAAAAUAAUUGACAUACGUAUAUUGUGUAAAAAGAACGAAAUAUUUUGAAGUAAGCAAAAUAUUCAAUAGUGACACAUGAAAUUUAAUUUCUUUAUAUAUGUAUAUAUAUCUUAGGUAAUGCAUUAUAUUUUAUGUCAAUAUUUCACUUUUUCGAUCGAUCUCUCCCACAUCAAAACAUUUUUCUAUUGCAUUCAAAUUGCCAUACCUAAUUAGACUAUAUAAAAUAGUUUUGUCACAGGUAGUAACGAAGAAAUUGCAGGUUACUUGCACUCCGCAUACAUAAUUAUAUUUUGUUAGAUUCAGUAAAGAACGGUGCUGCGAUUUGAAGGUAAAAAUAUGAAGAAACGACGGCCGCGUUCGAAAAACUAUUCCUCUCCACAAAAAUAUUGUCAUGCGCAUGAACGUUUUUCGAUUAGAGCAAAGAACAUACACGAUUCGAAAGGACGAACUUUCAAACAAAGCUAUUCUAAACUUCAGCAAAACGAUGGAUAUUGUGACAUAUCGUGCAUAAAGAAAGACGCAUUUAGUUCGUUGGAAUCUUUCUUCGACGUGAAGAAAUUAUUAAAUUUACAUGAUGCAUUUCCUUUAGCAUUUUAUUAUUAUAAAAAAAAAUUAGUUAAAUCGCCUAAUGCUACGAGAUCAGAACCUUUCGAAACAUUAUUUCUGCAAUCCUUUUCGUCACAGACAAAACUCGAGCCGGAGUUUGUUUUUAAAGAGAAACCGUUUGUUUUCAAAGCGUAUGACAAACACAACAGAGUAAAAAUUGAACGAAAUGCAAAAAAUAAAAUAAAAACCAACAAGAAAAAAGAAUUUCUGAAAGCGUCAAAAUCAGUGGAAUUGCAGUUCAACGAUUUAAUCUGCAAUCAACAAUAUCGUUCAGUAAAUAUGACUGAAAAUAAAAUACCAGAUAGCGAAAUAUUAGAAGACGAAAAUCUUAAGAAAGACGAAACAGAAGCCAAAGAAAAAAACACAGAUGAAGAUGAGCAUAAAGAUGAAGGUAAGGAUAAAAAUCAAACUGUAACAAAUAAAAUUAAUAACAAAAACGAAGGUGAAGAAACUGAAACUGGUGACCAAGACAAAAUUAAAGAAAGUAAAGCUGAUAAUAAAGAAGAAGUUGAGGCUAUUGAAACUACUGACCAAGACAAAGUUGAAAAAAAUGAAAUUGAUAAAAACGAAGUUGAAAAAGAUAAAACUGAUAACGGAGACAAAGUUAGUGAUGACAGAAUCGACGGCAACGGUAAAAAUGGAAUGGAAGAUGUUACAGAUGAUAGUGUUUUACUAGAAAAACCUUCUAUUCCGUCUGAUAUUGUGAAAGACAAAGUAACAGAAUCUGAAGAAUUUGUAAAGCCGAUAAUAAGUUCACCUCUUUUAACUGAUGAUAUAAUUAUAGAAUUAAAAGUAAUGAAUGAAAGAUGCAUUCUGCUAACAGAUGAAAUCCAACAAUUAAAGCGUGAAGUUCUUGAAUUAUCGGAGAAACCUGAAUUAACAGAAGAAGAUACAUUAACUAUUCAAGAAAAACAAAAUGUUCUCACGGCAAAAGUAGCUGAAUUGGAACAAUUAACGCAAAAAUUUCAAAAAGCGCGAGAAGAAGUAGAACGACUUGGUGAAAUGGAAGAAGUUGAUGAAAUAAAAAAAAGAGAUGAGAAAGAACCAUUUAAAAAAAUUCUGGAAGAUCACUUUGAGAUACCGCAAAUACAAUAUCCCGAAGAUAAGCUUCCAAGAGUAAUUGUUUGUGGCUACACGGACGUACUUCCAAAACUCGUGGUAGCAGAUACUGAACGAAAAGGCAGAGAAAAGUGUUUUGAAAAGUUAACAGGCAAACUAACAGAGUCUUUAACAAUGCAGGAGAAAUUAGUUAAAGAAAAUGCCCAACUGGAAGGUGGAAAGUACAAGUUAGAAGAAGCUUUGUUAGAAAAAGAUACGGCUCUCGAGAGUUUACAGAGGAAGGUAUGCGGCCUGCAAGCAGAAAUGCGUAUAAUUGUCAAAGAGAAUAUGGAGUUGAGUCGUCAAUUGGCCACUUUAAAUCAACUAGUAAUUAGACCUACUUGUUGUUACACCUGCUCAGGUGUCACUCCGUCUCCUCCGUCGACAUCGCCAAUAUUAUCUUCGCGUCCGCAUGUUAACGCGCAAUCUCGGGACGACGUUUAUUGCCGAUGCAAAAGCUGUUUUCAAUCACCGUUGACUGAUGCCUUAUCGCCAACGGAAACCGCAUGCAAUUCACCGAGGCUUACAGGAGGUGGAUCACCAACAGAGGAUCGUUAUCCCAUAAACAACGAUUUGCAAAACGUGGAGAUGUAUUCCCGAGGUCCAACCGUUGUUAAGCCAUUACUUCCUCGGGGAACAUGUCCUGCAGAAUUGGAAAAUAAACUUGCUGCUUAUAGUACUAACACUAAACAAUUAGAACAACAAUUAGGUAGUAUGGAAACUGAGGUUCGUAACAUGCAAAUGGAAUUGGCAAAUGUGCAACGGGAACGGCAACAACUGGAACAACAACGUAAAUUGCUCAAAUGUACAGGGCCUUGUGCACCGUGUGGUUGUUGCCCACCUCCGACUUCGACAUGCGUGACAUCCACGCCAGGACUACCGAUAACGUCCAAAGUACCUGCUGUAUCCGCGGUGCCUCUUACCCAAAUGACUACGGCUGCACCUUUGAUGUGUACAGGUUCUUGUACAAACACAGCCAUGGGCACUAGUACUUGCGCUCAACAAUUACGCGAUCUUCGCGAACAAUACGCUCGACUUCAAGAUGAUUAUAAAAGUAAGUUGUGCGAGGUAUCGUGCAUGAGAACAGAAGCAGAGAAGUUCAAGCAAGAUAUAAGAGAUGCAAAAGAAGAGAAAGAACGAAUGGAGAUAAAACUGAUAGAUGUUCAAGAACGAUUAAAAUUUUUAGAGACGGAAAAAAGGAAAUUUGAGGGUCAUAAGGAACAUCUCAUCGAACAGGAACAGGCUUUGAUAGUAGCGAAGCAACGUUUUCGAGAAGCACAAGACGAAUUGGAGGAACUUCGUUCCUUGAUUCAAGAUCAAGCUGCUCAAUUAGAGGAUUAUCGCAAUAAAUAUUUGCAAGCUCAGCAACAAGUUGAAGAACAACGCAGGCAGCUAGAUCUUAUGGAAAUGGACAAUGCGCGAAUGAAUGAAAAUGUUACUUUGGAAAUCGGCCGUGUAAAAAAUCAAUUUCAAGAGAAAUUAGCUGAACUUGCACCAUUACCCGAUAUCUUGAAACAAAUGCAAAUAAAGAUGCAGGAAGCACAACAGAUGCGUUUAGUCGCCGAACGUAGCUGCGAGGAUCUGUCGCGAGAAUUACUAGGGUGCAAGGACAAGAUUCAAACCUUGCAAAAUCAAUUGGAUGUGUUGCGCACUGAACAUCAGGCAUUUCAGGAUGAAAGAGGAUCCGAUAAGUCUGAAGAGAUAGAAAAAAAGUGCAGCGAGUUGCGACACGAAAACGAAAAAAUGAAAAAUACUUUGGCACGAUUUGAGGAACACGAAGCGCAAUUGCAAAAGCGUAUUGAUGAAAAAAUGCAUGAAAAUACACAGCUGUCAUCAAUGUUGGAACAGAUAAGGGAGGAUUCCGCUCGACAAGUAGCAAGAACAAAAGAGCGAUGCGAAACUAUGCGAAGAUCGAUGCAAGGUCAAAUCGCUGAAAUGGAAAAACAAUUAGCACAAUGUAGAGCAACAGCACGUGCUGCCCAACGGGAUAGAGACGAGAUAAGGCAGAAGAUGCAGAGUCAAAUAAAUAACUUGAAUGAGGCAUUUAAACACGCGCAAGGUCGUAUAAAAUCGUUACAAGGUCAUGUAAAUUAUCUCAAAAAUUCCUACAGUAAUAUCUUUCUUGGUCAAGGAGAAACACCAAGUGCUUUACCAAUAGACGAUUCCUGCGAUUGCAACUAUUAAAUACACAUGAUUUCUCAAUAAUAUUACUAUAUAUUUUUGUUCAUUAUAACGAAAUUAAAAUAUACUACAUAACAUCACACAGAAUCUUGUUAUGGAUUUAUAUUUUAAAUGCCAUUUUGAAACAAUUGACAAAGCUAAUUGAUAAUUAUUAUACCGUCACGUUUUUGAUGUAAAAACUGUAAGACAUUUGAAAUAUAAAAAAAUAAAAUAA